AUGGCCAUAGUGACACCACCCGGUGAUAUGAGGGAUUACAGUCGAUUAAGCCAUGAAACGUCAGCGCGGACAAUGCUACUGGAAAUGGAAGAACAGUCGCAAUUUCCUCAAACCUGUAAAAAAUUUUUCGCAGCAGCUUAUUAUGUGGGCUUCUGUUGGAGACCUUUUAUGUUGAGUCUAGAUUUUAAUCAGCUUGAGCAGUGGCCGUUCUAUUUUCCUAGACCGUUAUUCGCCUUCACAGUGAUACUUGCCAUUUGUAUGGGCUUGGCGAUUGGUGCUUUGUGUAUUUGGCAUUAUUAUUUGAUCUUUACGGCACAAACGACCGUAGAAUUCUAUAACAAUUAUUACGAUAGGAGUGUAUGCAAAAGUCAAGGCGAAAUAUUUGUCAACAUGUAUAAUUUCGGCCCAUUACAAAAUUUGAAGCGAUUCUUUAAUAUCAGUGAACAAUACCCAUGGUAUACCGUAUUCCUUCCUAUUCCAGUUCCUCCAAAAGGCACAGGUCGUAUUUUUGAAAAAUGUCAAGAAUUUUACAUGCUACCUGAAGCUCGACAAAGAGCUCACUUGAUAGCACAACAAGAAAGUCAAGAAAUUGAAGACAUGAAAGACAUGUAA
Messenger RNA from Mycotypha africana, 612 nucleotides. RefSeq lists its product as uncharacterized. The record is from RefSeq and is a predicted model, not a curated record. The transcript has 7 exons. Bases 1 to 612 code for a protein of 203 amino acids. NCBI's taxonomy places the organism in Eukaryota, Fungi, Mucoromycota, Mucoromycetes, Mucorales, Mycotyphaceae.